UAUCGCCUCUUGCCGCUGCUCAUUCAAUUGCCGAAAGCAAGCCAGUUUGGAUCGCAAAUAAAAUUAAGCACACGCCAUGUCGCAAAUAGAGGAGGAAACCCAGUGGCUGCGCUCUACGAUUCUCCCAAAGAUUCUAAAAAGCGCACGCUUGGUGGACAACUACAGCGAUGCAAAGACGGAUUCCUUUCAAGUGGGAGACAUCAAGAUCGAUGUGAUAGGACAUGCAGAGGCCUUUAUGCUGACCUUCUGCUACAGGACCAGCAUCACCUUCGACUACGACGGGGAGAAGUACCAGCGGAAAAUGGUCGUUAAGAAAACACCAAAUGUGCCUCCAGAUGUUUAUGAAAGCGUUCAGUUCGGACCGCUCUUCAGCAAUGAGAUCGAAUUCUACACGAAAAUUCUGCCAGAAAUUCAAAAGGUUACUGGUGGAACGUUUCCGGCUCCCAAGUAUUAUUACAGCGAGCUGAAUCAGAACUCGGCGGUGCUCAUUCUGGAGGACUUUGCCGAGCGAGGAUGGCGGGUGACCAAGGAUCGAGUGGGCCUAAGCCUGGAUCACGCCAUGGUUGCAGUGGAGUAUCUGGGCCAGUUCCAUGGCUUCACCUACGCCAUAAAGCACAAGAAUCCGGGGAAGUUUGCCCAGCUUACCAGUGGGUUGAAGGAGUCACGCUACGAGAGCGAUGUGGUUCACCCGGAGUGGGAUCUUACCAAUCAAACGAGCUUUAAGCGUGCGACCAAGGCGGUGGAGACCUACCAGCCGCAGAUCGACGGAAAGUUUGUAAGACACUUGUUCUUUCUGAUCGCGGACUACAAUUUGUAUGGCAGGCAGAGGGUGGCGCCAAGAGAGCCAAUGUGCACACUCUGCCACGGGGAUUAUGUGAGGAAUAAUGUGGCUUACAAGUACAUUGACCAGGACGAACAGGAGCCGCGGGAGAUCAUGAUGUUCGACUACCAAACUCUGCGGGUGUCCUCGCCCAUGAUCGAUCUCUCAUCCUUCCUGGCCAUAUCUGUUUAUGCUGAUGUGCGGUAUCCCAACUUUGAUGCCAUCUUCGAAAGAUACUGCUCUUCAUUGCAUACCAGCUACUUGAAGCACUCAAAGGAUUCUGAGAUCCCAGUCUUCAUGAGUCAAGAGGAGCUCUUGAAGGAGUACGUAAGGUUCCUGCCUUUCGGCCUCUUCAUCACAGCCACUUUCCUCAUGAGCCUGGUGGAGCCCUUGGACAUGUCGCAGGAUGAGAUGUUUGCCCUGCAGCUGACGGAUGAGGAGAUCGUCGAACGCUCCAUGAAACAGGGUGGUGAAAUAGUGGAUCGGGAGGUUGCCCAUCAGGUUAAGGAGAUCUUGGAGCUUAGCCAAAGGUGUGGUGUAUCUAUAGACGAUGGCAUUGAUUUGGAUAAGUUGCCAAGUGUCUUUCCUAUGAAUUAACUAACUUUCGAAGGAACUAUUUAAAAGAAAAAUAAAAAAAAGAAGUAUUAUUCUGAUUUCUUAAAAAAUAAGAUAAAUUACUCAUAGCUUCCAAACUCCUUUUGUAUUCAUCCACAAAUUUGAAUCUCCGCUUCUUCUUUGUUGUUCUCUUAAAGCCGAAAAGAGCAUUGAGCUAGCCUACAAAAGCAGCUCACAGCGCUCA
Drosophila kikkawai is the source of this 1619-nucleotide messenger RNA. RefSeq lists its product as uncharacterized. The record is from RefSeq and is a predicted model, not a curated record. NCBI's taxonomy places the organism in Eukaryota, Metazoa, Arthropoda, Insecta, Diptera, Drosophilidae.